AUGGCGUCGACGACUGCCACCCCGCAGGGCAGCGUUCGCCAGCGCAACAAUGCGAAGCGGCCUCCCACGCCCGCUGCCGGUGCAGCUGACGCCGUCGUCGAGUCGUUGAACAAGGCCGGUGCGAAGACCAAGCGCUCCGUCUCCCAGCCCGAGUACGGCGUCGGACUUCUCAUCACCACCAUUCUCGCCUUCGUCACACGUUUCUGGGGCAUUAGCCAUCCCAAUGAGGUCGUCUUUGACGAAGUUCACUUUGGCAAGUUUGCCUCUUACUACCUCGAGAGAACCUACUUCUUCGAUGUCCACCCUCCGUUCGGAAAGCUCCUCUUUGCCUUUAUGGGAUGGCUCGUUGGCUAUGACGGACACUUCCACUUCGAGAAUAUUGGCGACUCUUACAUCUCCAACAAGGUGCCCUAUGUCGCCUUCCGAGCUCUGCCCGCCAUUCUCGGCGCAUUGACCGUCUCUGUCACCUACCUCAUCAUGUGGGAGUCUGGCUACAGCUUGCCCGCCUGCCUUUUGGCCGCCGGUCUUGUCUUGCUCGACAACGCUCACAUUGGACAGACGCGUCUGAUUCUUCUCGAUGCUACCCUCGUCUUCGCCAUGGCCUGCAGCCUGUUGUGCUAUAUCAAGUUCUACAAGCUGCGCCACGAGCCCUUCUCGCGCAAGUGGUGGAAGUGGCUGAUCCUCACCGGAUUCGCCCUGUCUGCCGAUAUCUCGACAAAGUACGUUGGACUCUUCGCCUUCGUCACCAUUGGCUCCGCUGUGAUUAUCGAUCUCUGGGGCCUGUUGGACAUCAAGAGACCCGGCGGUGCCUUGAGUCUUCCCGACUUUGGCAAGCACUUUGCUGCUCGCGCCUUUGGCCUGAUCAUCAUGCCCUUCCUCUUCUACCUCUUCUGGUUCCAGGUCCACUUCGCCGUCCUGACCCGAUCCGGUCCUGGCGACGACUUCAUGACUCCUGAGUUCCAGGAGACGCUGAGCGACAAUGUCAUGUUGGCCAACUCCUUGACCGUGGAGUACUACGACACCAUCAGCAUCCGCCACAAGGAGACCAAGACCUAUCUGCACAGCCACGACGACCACUACCCUCUGCGCUACGAUGACGGCCGUGUUUCCAGUCAGGGCCAGCAGGUUACCGGCUACCCUUACAACGACACCAACAACUACUGGCAGAUCAUCCCCUUGGUUGACGACCAGAAGACAGGCAAGGCCGUCAAGAACAACGAUGUUGUGCGCCUCAGGCACUUGGGUACCGAUACCAUGCUGCUGUCCCACGACGUCGCCUCGCCCUACUACCCUACGAACCAGGAGUUCACUACGGUGCCUUUGGCUGAUGCGUACGGCGACCGUCUCAACGACACCCUCUUUGAGAUCCGCGUCGAGAACGGCAAGCCUGGUCAGGAGUUCAAGAGUAUCUCGAGUCACUUCAAGUUCAUCCACAACCCCAGCAAGGUUGCCAUGUGGACGCACACCACUCCUCUGCCCGAAUGGGGCCACAAGCAGCAGGAAAUCAACGGCAACAAGCAGUUGGCGCCGAGCUCCAAUAUCUGGUUUGUUGAGGACCUUCCCGCGAUCCCCCUCGACUCUAAGAGACGCGAGAAGCCGGAGAAGGAGGUUAAGACCCUGCCCUUCUUCCGCAAGUGGUUCGAGCUUCAGCGCUCCAUGUUCUGGCACAACAACCAGUUGACCAGCAGCCACCCGUACGCCAGCCACCCCUACCAGUGGCCCUUCCUGCUCCGCGGUGUCAGCUUCUGGACUCAGAACGACACCCGCCAGCAGAUCUACUUCCUUGGUAACCCCAUCGGCUGGUGGCUCGCCAGCAGUCUUUUGGCAGUCUUUGCCGGUAUCAUCGGCGCGGACCAGGUGUCACUUAGACGAGGCAUUGACGCUCUUGACCACCGUACCCGUUCGCGUCUGUACAACUCAACCGGCUUCUUCUUCCUUGCCUGGGCUACUCACUACUUCCCCUUCUAUCUGAUGGGCCGUCAACUCUUCCUUCACCACUACCUGCCGGCGCAUUUGGCUUCCUGCUUGGUUGCUGGUGCUUUAUUGGAGUUCAUCUUCACCGCCGAGCCCGCUCCCGAGGAGGGCUACGAAGUCAUCAAGGGCAACAAGAAGGCCGAGGGACCUAAGAGACACAUUUCGGCCCGCGAGCGAUUCGCUGGUCAGAGUCUCGCUGGCGCCUGGAUCGCUUGUGGCGUCAUCCUUCUCAUUGCCCUCGCCGGCUGGUACUUCUUCCUGCCCUUGACGUACGGAUACCCUGGCCUCACGGUUGAGGAGGUUGUCCGUCGCAAGUGGCUCGGAUACGACCUGCACUUUGCCAAAUAA
This is a messenger RNA of Colletotrichum abscissum, 2322 nucleotides long. Its product is annotated as dolichyl-phosphate-mannose-protein mannosyltransferase. Gene Ontology annotation, biological process: protein O-linked glycosylation via mannose. NCBI's taxonomy places the organism in Eukaryota, Fungi, Ascomycota, Sordariomycetes, Glomerellales, Glomerellaceae. The transcript has 3 exons. The coding region runs from base 1 to 2322 and encodes 773 amino acids. The record is from RefSeq and is a predicted model, not a curated record. Gene Ontology annotation, molecular function: dolichyl-phosphate-mannose-protein mannosyltransferase activity. Gene Ontology annotation, cellular component: membrane; endoplasmic reticulum.